Ixodes scapularis (black-legged tick) is the source of this 1632-nucleotide messenger RNA. Its product is annotated as gamma-butyrobetaine dioxygenase. Lineage: Eukaryota; Metazoa; Arthropoda; Arachnida; Ixodida; Ixodidae. The record is from RefSeq and is a predicted model, not a curated record. Gene Ontology annotation, molecular function: oxidoreductase activity. The coding region runs from base 102 to 1442 and encodes 446 amino acids. The transcript has 10 exons. Gene Ontology annotation, biological process: carnitine biosynthetic process. Gene Ontology annotation, cellular component: mitochondrion.
UUUUCCACAGCUGACGGAGGGAGAGCUCACUCAAAGAUAAACAGAUUGGCGACGUGCGACGCUCGGCAUUUCUCCUCUCCGGCGUCUGGUAGGCUUCAAGCAUGCAAGUUUGCAGGAGACUCCUCCUCUCAGGCCUCAGGCGAGGCCAUGGGGACGCACAGCAAGUCUUUCGAUGCGGUGGAGUUCGGACCAUCACAUCCGAUCUUGCCGAGAUGGACGACGAAGAAAACGUUCCGAAGCCGGCGAUCAAAGACGUUCAAGCCGUAAACGAGAGCACUCUCUGCGUGUCCUUUACUGACAACACCAAGAGCCACUUCAACAGCCUCUGGCUUCGCGACAGCUGCACGUGUCCAGCGUGCGUGCACCCCGUGACUCGUCAAAAGCUGGUGAGCAGCGUCAAGAUCGACCCGAACAUUCAGCCCCUGUCCUGGACCGUCAAAGACGGGGAGACGCUGGAAGUCCGCUGGCCCAAGAGCACUCAGGGGCCUCAACACGCCAGCACGUAUUCGUGCGACUGGCUUUACGAUUUCGGAAAGCUUUUCGAGUCUAAGGAUGGGAACGCCAAGGAAGUUCUCGAUCUGUUCUACACCAACACAAAGUCCACGACGAUCCUUUGGCACCGGGACGAGAUCGACGAGAAUCCGCCCGAGCUGGAGUACCAGACGUUCAUGGAAGAUCGGUCCGGACUCAAGCAGAUGGUCAAGAACAUCGUCAAAUAUGGCAUAUCGGUGCUCCACGGGGUCCCUCCACAUGAGGAGGAGCUACAGAAGGUUGCGGGUCGCAUGGGCUACAUCCGCGAGACCGGCAUGGGCCGCGUGUUCGACGCCACCUGUCAGCCGGACGCCCACAGGGGCUCGAGGUUCCUGCAGCACACCGAACUGCCGGACCGGGAGAGUGCCCCUGGUGUGAAAUUACUCCUCUGCCUUUCCUCCGACGUGCCCAAGCAGACCUUGACCGGAACUCCGGACAGAGGCAAGACGUUCUUUGUGGACGGCUUCUACAUUGCUCAGUGGAUGAAGUACAACCAUCCGGAGUACUUCAGGCUCCUCGUCUCCACACCUGUGACGUUCUCGUACUACGACUCUCGUCGAGGGGUGUGGUUACGCGACACCUUUCCCAUCAUCCGGACAAACGACUACGGCAAAAUCAAGAAGAUCCACUACAGCACGUUUUCGAUGCGGCCACCUCUGCUGUCGCCAAGCGACGCUACCAAGUUCUAUGAGGCAUACGGAACGUUCACCAAGCGAAUGGAAGAAGAAUCUUGCCAAUAUGCCUUCCACAUGGCUCCCGGAGACCUGGUGGCCUUCAACAACCGACGAAUCCUUCACGGCAUGAAGGAACUGGACCCGCAACAGAAAGACAUAAUUCUGAGGGGCUGUUACAUGGACAUGGAUGAGAUCGCCUCUCUCUACGAGAAGAUGCGAAGAGACGACGACGCUUGAAGUCUGCUCAGACAUGUCACGUUGAGGAGAAGGACCUGCCGAUUUGUGUAUAUAGACGUGUCUGCGUGAAAAUCGCUGGGACCGCGCUGAAUUGUUUGUAAUGUUUCUACGUGUACAUUCAAAAUAAACUCUCACGAGAAAUAACCAGGGAGCAACGAGUAUAUUGUGCCAAAUAAAGCGUUGAUGCAAA